Medicago truncatula (barrel medic) is the source of this 1535-nucleotide messenger RNA. RefSeq names its product probable F-box protein At4g22030. Bases 76 to 1371 code for a protein of 431 amino acids. NCBI's taxonomy places the organism in Eukaryota, Viridiplantae, Streptophyta, Magnoliopsida, Fabales, Fabaceae. The record is from RefSeq and is a predicted model, not a curated record. The transcript has a single exon.
CAACAUCAUCAAACAACAAAAACCUUAACACAAAUCAAACACACAUAAACAAAGAUCAAGUAUCUAACAUAUAAUAUGGCUUCCUUACAAGUAUUUUCUUCUUUAAUUUCAUCAUCAUCAUCUUCUUCUUCAGAAAGAAUCAAAUCAUCUUUCAAUGUCCCAAAACUCCCUAAAGUUCUUUCCAUAGUUCCAAAAACAAGACCAAGCAGAAAGCUAUUUGAGGAGUUAAACGGCCAACUUACACACACAAUCCCAAUAAUAAUUCAAGAAAAUGAUUAUCAUUCACCCAAGUACUAUUCCCCUUCUUCUAAAUCACCAAAAACAAAAACAAAAACCAUUACUCAACUCUAUGCAAUUCUUGAAUCUGUAUCCGACAGAAUAGAAAUGCAUCAAAACAUUGGCGAACAACGCGAUAAUUGGAAUACCCUUCUAUUAAACUCCAUCAACAUGAUCACUCUCACCGCCACCGCCAUGGCAGGUAUAUCAGCCAUAAGCGGCUCCGGUGCUCCUCUUUUAGCCCUCAAAUUAUCUUCGGCACUUUUAUUCUCAGCUUCUACUGGUAUGUUAAUUAUCAUGAACAAAAUCCAACCUUCACAACUUGCUGAGGAGCAAAGAAAUGCAACAAGAUUGUUCAAACAGCUUAAGUCCCAGAUUGAAACAACAAUAGCAAUUGGGAACCCCACAGAGGAAUAUAUAAAGGAUACUAUUCAAGAAGUUCUAGCUCUUGAUAGAGCUUAUCCACUACCUUUGUUAGGAGUUAUGAUUGAAAAAUUCCCUCAAAAAUAUGAACCUGCAAAUUGGAGGCCUACAAAAAAAUCAUCUAGAAGAAGCAACAAUAGUUUUCAUUCAGAAAAUAAUGAAACAAAGAAAAAUGGAUGGAAUGAAGGAUUAGAAAGUGAAGUAAAAGAUGUAUUAGAAGUUAUGAAGAGAAAAGAUAUGGAAGAUUAUGAGAGAUUAGGAAACUUGGUGUUGAAGAUAAAUAAGACAUUGGCUAUUGCAGGACCAUUACUCACUGGAAUUGCAGCUGUGGGGUCCACAUUUGUUGGUCAAGGUUCAUUGGCAUCUAUAGUACCUGUUAUGGCUGGAGCAUUGGCUACUGCUGUUAAUUCUUUUGAGCAUGGUGGACAAGUUGGUAUGGUUUCUGAAAUGUAUAGAGCUUGUGGUGGAUUCUUUCAAAUGAUGGAAAGUUCAAUUCAAGAGAAUAUAUUAGAAGAAGAUGAAGAACAAAGAGAAAAUGGAGAUUUGUUUGAAAUUAAAUUGGCUUUGAAAUUGGGAAGAAGUUUGUCACAAUUAAGAGAUCUUGCUAGAAAAUCAGCUUAUUCUCGUGUUGAGGGAACUACAGUUGAUGAAUUUGCUAGCAAACUUUUCUAAGUCUUUAGUUUUUUUUCUUGAUCUAACUUAACAAUUCUUUGAUUCAAUUGUGAUUAUUCUAUACAAAUUCAUUGAUCCUUUUGAAUUAUUUUUUAUUUUUGUGUACAUGUGCUUGUAGAGAAAUUAAUUUGUUUUGAUUUAUAGAAACGAGAAUGGAUUGAUCA